CCCCCUACGAUUCCAAAAAUAAGUGCACAUCUGCGGAUAACAGGUCUUAAAAAUAAAAAUAAUAAAAAAAUAAAACAUGGGUAAGAAAAAUGAGAAAUCGCGAGGAAAAUUAUCUCAAAACAAGAGGAAUGAAUUAAAGAUCUUGUCUGAUGCAAUUCUAUUAAAAUCUCGAGAAAUGUCCAAUGAUCCAAAUCAUGAAUUCGAGAUUUAUAAUGAAAUUUACAAUUUAUUGGAGCGAAUCAUAAAAGUUGAAAGUGAAGUUAAAUUGCCAUUUAAAUCAUCUCGUUCAGAAAAGACGAUAGAAAAUUUUAUCGACUGGUGUGCGAAUGAAGGUGCUAAAUUUGACAAGAUUGAACUCAAAAAUAUCCCAGAUUAUGGACUUGGAUUGGUUUCAAAAAAGAGCCUUAAGGAAGGAGAAAUUUUCAUCGUAAUUCCUGACAACAUGAUUUUCUCUUACAGCAAAAUUGAAAAUAGUAUACCAGACGUAUUGAAACAAAAAAUAUUUUCUGAUUGUCCACUUUCUGAAAAUAUGUCUAAUGUUAAGUUAGCUCUCGCUUUAAUGAUUGAACGCAUGAAUAGUCAAAGUAAAUUCAAACCAUAUUUUGAUGUUUUACCCAAUAAGUUUAGCACUGUUCUAUACUAUACACCUACUGAAAUGAAGGAACUACAAGGAACUUUAGCAUUUACAUCAGCACUUAAACAAGUCAAAUAUAUUAUCGCUCAAUAUGCUUUCCUUUAUAAAUACAUAAUGGUAGCAACAAAUGAAAAUGAUUCAGUCAUGGAAGAAUUAAGAGAUAAUUUUACAUAUGAGUUUUAUCGCUGGGCCGUAAGCUGUGUAAUGACACGACAGAAUAUAAUACCGAAAAAUGAUGACAUAAAUGAAUCAGUUUUGAUACCAGCAUGGGACAUGGCUAAUCAUACAAAUGGUGACAUCAACACCCAAUUUAAUAAUGAAACUCAUCAAAUUGAAAGUUUUAGCAUGAAAAAUUUUCAGGUUGGCGAACAAGUAACUAUAGCAUAUGGAAACAGAUCAAAUUUAGACUUCUUGAUCCACAACGGUUUUGUUUUCAAAGAAAAUACAAACACUGAUCUUUUUGUUAAAUUAAAUUUGAACAAAUCAGAUCCUCUUUUUGAAGAUCGUCUGCUUUUACUCAAAAGAAUAGGAUUAAAUGACCAUCAAAACUACAAAAUAUCUCCUGAACUUUCUGAUGAGCUAUUAGGGUUUAUAAGAGUAUUUAAUAUGAGUGAAGAACAAUUAACUGAUUGGUUAAAAGCCGAAGAGAUUGAUGUAAAGGAUUUGCUUAAACAAAAUCUCGAUUUUGGAAAAUCUUUCGAGAUAAAGAUAUUCCAGUCUUUAUUGAUUCGAGUAAAAAUAUUAUUAAAACUGUAUCCUACGCAAUUAAAUGAUGACAUAGCUUUAUUGAACUCUGGAAAUUUAUCAAAAAUUAAGUUAAUGUUGGUUCAAUAUCGAGUUAUCGAGAAAACUAUUUUGGUAAAUGUUGAGUCUUCUUUACAGAACAAACUUAAACAAUUAAAUGGUCAUUGAUUUGCUGUGAAUUUUAUUGUCCAAACAUUUAACAUUUACUAUUCUUUUUUCUUUUGUAAAAUGAUCUUAAUAAAAGUGCUAAUUAUUAAUCCAAUUGUUUUAAA
Chironomus riparius is the source of this 1650-nucleotide messenger RNA. The record is from the annotation of a GenBank genome assembly. Lineage: Eukaryota; Metazoa; Arthropoda; Insecta; Diptera; Chironomidae.